This is a messenger RNA of Triticum dicoccoides, 1767 nucleotides long. Its product is annotated as putative F-box/FBD/LRR-repeat protein At4g00315. Lineage: Eukaryota; Viridiplantae; Streptophyta; Magnoliopsida; Poales; Poaceae. Gene Ontology annotation, molecular function: protein binding. The record is from RefSeq and is a predicted model, not a curated record. The coding region runs from base 106 to 1347 and encodes 413 amino acids. The transcript is spliced from 4 exons.
GCCGCCGCCCAUCGCCCCCCUCCCCUCCCCUCCGCUCCCGGUGACCUAGCCCGUGGUCUCCGGCCUCCCAGGCACCUCCCCCCUGCGACCCGCGUCUGCUCUUCGAUGGAGGAGGAGCACCCACCUGUUCGUCAGCGCGGCCCGCCUCCGCCGCCGCAUGGAGGCACCCAUUUCGGAGACGGAAUCGAUCACCUCAGUGCUCUACCCGACGACGUACUCCACCUCAUCCUUGCCCGCCUCGAUCACCACCGUGAUGCCGUCCGCACCAGCAUCCUCUCCGGCCGGUGGCGUGCGCUGACGAGCGGCCUCAGCAUGGCAAGGUUCAGUAUACAGCAGAUAAAGAUCAAGUCUGUUCGAAGGGCGAUCCGUGCGCUCGGGUUGGUACUCGGCGCGCUUGGGGCGCAGCGCCCCGCGUUCGGAGGAUUACGAGUACUCGAGAUCUGUGUUCCUUAUGGAAGGCGUAUCUACGCCAAGGACGUCUCGAAGGUCCUCUUUGCCGCCGCGGAGGUCUCGCCAGUGGAGGAGUUCCGUUUCAUCCUCCCGUGGAACGUAGAUCCGGAAUCCGAUAGCCCUGUGAUUCUCCCUGGUUUCCACCGCGCCAUCUCAGUCCAUCUUGAUGUGUCUUACCUUCUUGUUGAGAAUCUGGCUGGGAGCUUCCCCGUGCUCGAGCGAUUGACGCUCAAGGGCUUCUGGCUUGAUAUUUACACCUUGGUCAGCCUUUGCCCUCGUCUGCGUGUGCUCAGGAUCAUAUCAGUUGAUCGCGGCAGCAUCGUCAUUCAAUCAGCGACCCUGCAGGAACUCCAUAUUGAGAACGCUGAGGAAUGUUAUGUGACAGAGAACAUUGAUAUCGCAGCCCCCGCACUGAAGCAUUUAACCCUUUCCGUCUUCACCAACCAGAACUGCUGCAGCUUGUCCAUCUCCGCUCCAAUGGUGGAGCAGAUCUCGUGGGAGUGCAAGUACAGCAACAUGGCAAUUGGGAUUCGUGAACUGUGGCAACUCACGAGCCUGAGCUUAAAGACAGGGGAGGCUGCCAUCACCAAUGAUGUGGAUGGCACUUGUCUGUCGCUGCAUAUAUCUGCCUACAAUACUUCACGUGCAAAUGAAGCAGAACACGCGUUUGAGGGGGAGAUACAAAACCUACCAGUUGGUGACCUGUGUACUUUGGAGCUGCAUCUUCCCUUGGGCAGACGGGGCAUGCCUGGAGAUCCAUUGUGCUGCAUAUACUUGGCAUACAGUUUAUUCGUAUUGCUACCCAAAGGCUUAAGCUUGUUCUACGGAGAUCUGAGGUGGAAGGAGCUUGCACAACAGAUUGUCCAUGCCAUGAGCCUAUGCAAAUUCCCUCCUUAGUCAAUCUUCAAGAAGUGGAAAUCAAAGGCUUUAGAGGAGAUGGCUACGAGUUCGAGUUCUUGCAAAUGGUAUCCGGGGCUGCACCAUUACUUGAAAAAACGACGACCAUCAGGUCUGCAGGGAACUAGAUGAUGCAUAUUGGAUAGAAGGAUUAAAUACUCAAAUUCUGUUGUAAUGCUUAAAUUCUGUUUCGGAGCCUGAGAAACUGUUUUCAAUUUCUUCCGUUAUUUGACAGCCAUUAGUCUUGGUAAGGAUGUUGGGCACUUCUAUCUUGCAAUGGACCUGCAAGGCAGAACCUGGCAAUAAUGCGCUUGGCAUUGUGUGAUGACUGAGUUCGGUAGAUACGAAGUAAAGAUUCUAAGUACACUGUUAUGCAUAUGCUGUGUUCUUCUCUAUGGUCAUUUGAGUAAAGGUUUGCAU